This is a messenger RNA of Volvox carteri f. nagariensis, 1154 nucleotides long. RefSeq lists its product as uncharacterized. NCBI's taxonomy places the organism in Eukaryota, Viridiplantae, Chlorophyta, Chlorophyceae, Chlamydomonadales, Volvocaceae. The transcript has 4 exons. Gene Ontology annotation, biological process: photosynthesis, light harvesting in photosystem I; response to light stimulus. The coding region runs from base 6 to 770 and encodes 254 amino acids. Gene Ontology annotation, cellular component: plastoglobule; chloroplast thylakoid membrane; chloroplast envelope. The record is from RefSeq and is a predicted model, not a curated record.
UUAUAAUGUCUUUCGCUCUUGCCACCUCGCGUAAGGCGCUGUCGGUCGCGUGCAAGGCGACCGGCAAGAAGGCCGCUGCCAAGCCGGCUGCUCCCAAGAGCUCUGGUAUCGAGUGGUACGGGCCGAACCGUGCUAAGUGGCUUGGCCCUUACAGUGAGAAUGCCACCCCUGCCUACCUAACUGGCGAGUUCCCCGGCGACUACGGUUGGGACACUGCCGGCCUGUCUGCUGACCCGGAGACGUUCAAGCGCUACCGCGAGCUGGAGCUGAUCCAUGCGCGCUGGGCCAUGCUUGGCGCUCUGGGCUGCCUGACCCCCGAGCUGCUGUCCAAGAACGGCGUGCAGUUCGGUGAGGCUGUCUGGUUCAAGGCCGGCGCUCAGAUCUUCCAGGAGGGCGGCCUGGACUACCUGGGCAACCCGUCGCUGGUGCACGCCCAGAACAUCGUCGCGACGCUGGCAUGCCAGGUGAUCCUGAUGGGCCUGGUGGAGGGCUACCGUGUGAACGGCGGCCCGGCCGGCGAGGGCCUGGACCCGCUGUACCCCGGCGAGUCGUUCGACCCCCUGGGCCUGGCUGACGACCCGGACACCUUCGCCGAGCUCAAGGUCAAGGAGAUCAAGAACGGCCGCCUGGCCAUGUUCUCCAUGUUCGGCUUCUUCGUGCAGGCCAUUGUGACCGGCAAGGGGCCCAUUGAGAACCUGAACGACCAUCUGGCCAACCCGGCCGUCAACAACGCCUUCGCCUUCGCCACCAAGUUCACGCCCAGUGCCUAAAUGCGUUUGCCCGAUUGUGUAGCGGUGGUGGUAGUGGUGCUGUUGUUGCUUGAAUACACGAGUCAGGGUUAGCUGUCAUGUGUAUGCGUAUGUGUAAAUGCGUUAGAAUGUUGAAUGUUGCCUGAUUGUGAGCAUGAGUCCGUCCUAAGAGUAUUGACUAAGGGUUUUUUGCCAUCAAGGGAGGGGUAAAGAUCGGCGGAGUACAGGGCCGAGAUGAUUAUUCUGGAUCUGACAAUGGUCCCGGUUUCGAGGGCAGUUGUUGGUGAUGGUAAGCUGCUCUGGUGGGAGAUACUCGCUUGUUGUCAGGCUGCUCAACCGCUUUUGCUGGUUGUGGGCGUAGACCUUCGGCUUCCCACCAUCCGGUGCUUGUAAAUGCGCACUCGC